Molecule: messenger RNA, 1896 nt
Organism: Aphanomyces astaci
Lineage: Eukaryota; Oomycota; Saprolegniomycetes; Saprolegniales; Verrucalvaceae
Exons: 1
Coding region: 37-1875 (612 amino acids)
Biological process (GO): mannan biosynthetic process
Cellular component (GO): Golgi apparatus
Molecular function (GO): alpha-1,2-mannosyltransferase activity
Source: RefSeq, a predicted model, not a curated record
GUCGAAGGAUAGUCGUCCGACGUUGCACAAGUCGUCAUGAUGCUGCACCAGUCGCGGCGCGAUAUCCUCCCAGUCUCGCUCCCGGGAAACUGCGACAAUGACGACACGAAUGACAUGGCACCUCUCAUGCUUGGCAUCAACAUCAACAUCAACAUUCGACCAGAGUCUAGUCGGUCCGACUGGCGAAAGGUUGGGCUUGGCGUCGUUCUCGCCCUCGUCGGACUCGCGUCGGUUGGCGGGAUCACAUACGGCGUUUGGUACUACCGGCGCGAGGCCAUGAUGAUGGAUCCUACAUUAGACACAGCGCUCUUGUCCGACCCGCUACCGUACGAUCGGGUACCGGCGCUAUGGGGUGACGACUUCGAAUGCCUCGGGUGGCGCGCCACAGCUGGCUGCGACCCUGGUGGUGAACGCACUCCGCAGUACGACAAAACGUGCGACACCGCGAUCGGUCUAGGCGACGCUGGUUUCUGCGAGGUUCGCAAUCGAACCAGUCUCCAAGUGUAUCGGGUGAUGGCCACGACAUGCCGCGGCGUCAUCGGGCUCAAGACGUUCACGUGCAAUAUGGCCGAGGAGUUCACCGACUUCUCCAAGCAGGCCGCUACGUACGUCCACGACCCGGCGCCGCAAUUCUCGGGCGUCCGGCGCGGGAUUGUGUUUUCCGUGUUCAAGAAGGCGCUGCCGGGGGUGUUUGCGAUCAUCAAGGUGCUUCGGUCAUAUGGAUGCACGCUUCCCAUCGAGAUCUUUUACCGCGCAGACGAACUCCAUGCGCAGUCGAACGUGUUGGUCCAAGCUCUGCUGCAAAGCGACCCCAAUGUCGUUCUGAGAGAGAUCACCGACCCGCAUGCGACAAAGUUCCGCACCAAGCCGUACGCUGUCUACCACGCAUCGUUUGACCAGGUGCUGCUGCUGGAUUGCGACAACGUCCCCCUGCGUGACCCUACGUACCUGUUCGACUCCCCCGCGUUCGCCACGCACAGCGCCAUCUUCUGGCCAGACCUGUGGCACCCCAGCCACACCAUCUUCAGCGUGCAGGCGCAGAAUCUGCUGUGGCAGUACGUGGACAUGCCGUUCUGGGACGUGUUCGAGCAAGAGAGCGGCCAGGUGCUCGUGGACCGCCGCCGCGCCAAGGACGCGCUACACAAGCUCAUGGCGUACACAUUUGGCGCCCGCCAAGACGGAACGCUGAUCGAAUCGAUGGAGUUUCUGUACGGAGACAAGGACCUGUUCCGGUUCGCGUGGAGAAACACGUCGACAUCGUAUCAAUACAUCCAGACACCGCCCGCGUUUGCCGGCAUGUACUCGUGGCACCGAUGGAUUUCGUUCUGCGGGCUCGCCAUGCUCCAGCACGACAUGGACGGCGAACACCUCUUCCUCCAUCGCAACCAGGUCAAGCUCACCGCGAGUCCGUCGCAGGUGCCGCUGUUCACGCACGUACUUCGCUUCACCGGCCACGACCCGCAUCUGUACAGGGCCGAGUGCAAGGGGCGGCAGGAUGGGUACCUCUGCUGGGGCUUCCAGUGGCCGUGGGUGCCGGCAACAUUGGACACGAUCGACUGGAGUGAAGAUGGAGGAGGACGAGCAGAUCGAAAACAUGUCAACAUCCACCAAGCCGAAGCCAUGGCCGUGCGCUUCGCCAUCGAAGCCGGCGCCAUCCUCGGCGAGGUGGAUGCAGACGUUCCGCUGACGCCGCUGCCGCUUUGGCGCAACUGGGGCGUCGACGUCAUCGUGUGCAGUGCGGUGCUGCUGCUGUGGUGCCUCUGGCAGCACGUCGCGCAGUGCUGGACGCCGCAGAAGAAGACGCUGUUCCGAUCCAUGUUUAUGUCUCGCAAGAAGCGGAAAACGUCGACCCUUCCCGGCCACGAACAGCACUGAAUAUAUAUAUAUAUAUAUAUA